UCCUUUCCUCUUCACUCUAGUCUAGACACAUUUGGAAUUUCCCCUGAGAUUCUACUGAUAUAACAAGUGUGCUUUGCCUUCCACUUUUCCGCUCCCCAUUUCCUGCGCGCUUGGUGCGUUGAUUAGCGAAGAGAAGCCCAUGCAGACUACAUUCUUUCGAAAUGACACAAUGGUCAUACACUUUGUAGACAAAGUCUGAUAAAAAAUUCUGAACAUAAUGUAAUUCGUUGACAGGUCCCAUGUGAAAUAUACUGUUAUACUGUUAUUUCGUGGGCAAAUCUAGACGAUCACUUUUGGUACAGGCGCCGUCCACAACGCUUUAAUUGUCGUUCCUCAAUUCUAUCACUAGAGAGCGAUCUGACACAUUUUUCAAAUGGCAAAAAAUCUUAAUUGCGUUGAAAUCACUCGCAGUCUCUUGCCCUGCGGACCGCUUGCUUCUUCAGCCGGUAUAUGACUGUGUGCGUCCCCCUAUCACGCGCAAGCAGGUCUGCGGAUCGCGUCCCUUCCUCCCUCUGCGCGCAGGAUGGAACCGAAGAUAACCGAAUCGGACCCUCCAUCAUAUCGCAACGGAAUCACCAAGGUUCUGCAGUACGGGGAAUUCACGACCACGGGCAACCGAAAGGUGAGGUACGCGGUGAGUUUAACGGAGAGGGACCUCACCAUUCAGAAGAUCACGUCAACACCUGCGGGACGGACCAAGGUGGUUUUCAACUUGAGGGACUGUGUCGGCUGCCGGGCUUUCAGCGCAGAUGACAACGCGGACGCGGGAGCGUACUUCUCGGUCUAUUUCUACCCUUUUAAAAGACGAUGGAUGAGCUCUGGGGUGGCCAGGCAACGUGUCGAGCAGUGCUUUCGGGUGGCCCUGUUCCAGGACCCACGCGCCAACCUGGAGGAGGCAGAGAAAUGGGCUGGCACCAUCCGGGAGAGCUCUGUUCGUCAGCAACAUUUGAGAAAUCGUGUGCUUUACAGUGAGGUGCACCGUCCCUGCAGCGUCAUGCUACUGGUGAACCCCCACAGUGGGAAGGGCCAGGCCCUCAGCCUCUUCACCGGACACGUCCAACGCAUGCUUAACGAGGCCGGGGUCCCACACACACUGGUCAUCACGGAGCGGCAGAACCAUGCCAGGGAGUUGGUGAGAGAGGCUGACCUGUCACAGUGGGGUGCUCUAGUCAUCAUGUCCGGGGACGGACUGCUGUUUGAGGUUGUGAAUGGCCUGAUGGAGAGAGAGGACUGGGAGGAGGCCAUCCAGACCCCAUUGGGCAUCCUACCAGGGGGCUCCGGUAACGCCCUGGCUGCCUCUAUACACCACUACUCUGGGGCCCAGCCGGUGUCAAGCGAGGAGCUGCUGAUCAGCUGUGGCUUCCUGCUGUGUAAGGGCCUGGUGUCUCGCAUGGACCUGGCCUCUGUCCACCUGGGCUCCAGCCCCUCCAACCCCACGCGCCUCUUCUCCUUCCUCUCGCUGGCCUGGGGCUUCGUGGCUGACGUGGAUGUUGAGAGUGAGAAGUACCGCCACGUGGGCGCCGCCCGCUUCACCAUGGGCACAUUGGUCAGGUUGGCAUCAUUGAGGGUGUAUAAGGGCCGUCUGGCAUACCUGCCGGUUGACGAGGUGGAUGGAGAGGAGGAUGGGCAAUCGCCAGUCUCGUUGGAGAUGACAAGCACGUCACCUCAACACCAACGGCCAUCGUCUGCAUUCUGCUCCUCCACCCUCCUCUGCCAACCUUUGAAGGACUCGCCGCGCCAGAACACAGCCCACCUCACCUUCCACAACUCCCGUAACUCAAACAACGCCUUCAAGGCGAAGAAGAGGGAACCCAUGUCCGCAAAUGCCACCCUAACAGGCCCGCCAGACUCUCUCCUGGUGCCCCUGGACCAGCCGGUGCCCAGCGACUGGGUGGUGGUGCCCGAGGAGGACUUUGUCCUCAUGCUGGCCAUGUACCAGUCUCACCUGGCAAAGGACCUGUAUGCCGCGCCCGACUCUACACUUGAUGACGGCCUCAUCCACCUGAUAUACGUCCGAGCAGGCAUAUCGCGCACGGCCCUGCUCCGUCUCUUCCUGGCCAUGGAGAAGGGCACCCACCUGGCCAACAACAGCCCCCACCUGGUGUACACCCGGGUGCGGGCGCUGCGGCUGGAGCCCUACUCGUCAAAAGGGGUGAUCACGGUGGAUGGGGAGGUGGUGGAGUAUGGGCCGGUCCAGGCCCAGGUACACGGUGGGAUAGCCAGGCUCAUCACUAGAUGAUAAACAAGAUCCAUUGGAUGGAUAGCUAGCGUUAGCAUGUUAUGCUAAUAGAUAUGCUAUGCUAAAAGCUAACAUUAGUUAGCAUUUUCUGGACGAUGCUAUGCUAACAAUUAGCAUUAGCAUUUUCUGCUCACAUCUAAAGGGGAGGUGGGAUUAAUGGACUUUGUAGUCUUCUCUGAAUUUCUGCUUUGAAUUGGAAGUGCCACAAAGGAGUAGCAAGGCUAGAACACAAAAAGUUCACAAUGGGUGGGUACGUUUUAUUUCUAGAGUCCAAUGACCUCAAUCUCCCAUUCUCCCCAUUAAUUAGCAUUUAAACUGUUCUAAAAUGGAUUCCCACUAUCACAAAGCAACUGGCCUUUAAUUGGCUGUUGCAAGCUACGACAUGGAUAGAUUACUAGAACCGAGGUGAGAGAUCGAUCAAGAGCUCUUCUGUCUUACUCCAUAAGCAUAAGUCAUGAAAUAUGAAUAUUUUCACCCCACUGCAAAUCCCACCACCAUACCCACCCACACAUACAAACAUUCUCCUUACCAGGGGUCCAUAUGAUGUAGUGUCAGUCACCCACCCUGUCCCUCACAGACCCUGGGCAUGCUUUAUGUCUAUGGGAGGGCAUUGCAACUUCCAUUUUCUUUCUUAUGCAACGAAUGGGGUAUGGAUAGAUGCCUUCACUCCUCUCUUCCGCUGUGACGUGGACAUAUGGAAGAUCCAUACAAUCUCCGGGAGCCAGCAUUGACAUAAUUAAAAAAACAACUCAUUUGAACCCAAGUAACACAAGGGGACAGUUGCGCCGAUGCCGAAAUCAACCCUCAACCAUUGACGCUCAAUUACCAUAGUUGUUUUUGAUUACCUUGAAGCUUGAGUCUUGAGGGUCAGUAGUUUAUCCUAAGGCCUAGACCCUGGACUACUUGAAGACCGGUUUUGGAUUUGAAAAGAUUGGAGUUUAUUUUGGAUUAGGCAUUGUUGUGAUUAGCUGAAAACGCACCAUACUUCCAUGACUUCUUCAACCAGCCACCUUACAUUGACAUGCAAACAAGUAUACUAAAGAAGACACAUCUUCACGUAAUUUGACAUGUGCUCAUUUUAUACCUCAUAUUUCCAUGACCCGCUAGCUUUAAAAUGGCCUAGAGUGAGAGCCUGUUUAUUGUGUUGUGGCCUGUCCUGCAAAGGAAGGCAUGCAGCACAAGUCCAGGUUACGUGACUUUGUGCCUGUAUCGGGACUCCAACUGCAGUCUUUCCCCACACCCCUCCCCCAUCCAUCCUUCUCUUCCAUCCAAUUCAACCAUCCCCUCCUCCUCCCUUUCUCGACACUGCAGUGCACCACAGGGUAGUCCGUCGCUUUUGUCUGCCUGCAGCUACAGCGGACACACCAACAGUACACUACACGCACAUAUACGGUACAGACCCCUUCCCCUUCUCGGCCGUCAUCACCUUUAUCAUAAAGCUUUAAAACACACACAGAAGAUCAACUAUGAAAUGACAAGAGCAACCAAAGGCUAAUGUGACGCUAAUACAGUAGCUAGCCUGAGUUUACGCUCGUCAUAGCCCUCUUCUGUACUGAUUCUGAACUCUCGGAAGGAGGGCGAUUUAUUCUGCCUUAAACACAAAAGGAAGACGGGGCGCUUGAUUAAACAGCACAUUGGUCAGGGGAUGGUAAAGAGGGAGGGAUGAGGGAGAGUAUGGACUUGUUAAAUGCUGCCUGAGGGACCAGCAUUGUGUGCGAUGCAUCCCAAAUGGCACCCUUUUCUCUAUGAAGUGCACUACUUUUGAACAGGGCCCAUUUGGACACAACCCUUCUCCACAGAUAAACAUGAUGUUCAUUCUCCACAGCAGUGUAACAUAAGGUUCUGACUGACACUGUGAAAGAAAGAUGUUUAUGUUCAUCUUGUUCGCCUUAGGGGAUGAUAAGAGGUUAUGGAACUUGGGGAUACCCUGAGAGAAUGUUAUUGGGCCUCGAUUUAUAUUUUUUAGAGCCACAAAGUGCCCCUGAUAUGACUGAGUGCACAUUUGGGCCGCAAGGUUUUACCAAAAUGCAAAAAUGUCCAUUUCAUGUUGUGAUAUUGUGUAUUGACUGUCUUUGUUGUAAACCUGUCGUCAGGCCAGACUAAAUAAUUAUACAUGGGGGAAGACCAAAAUGACAUGUGAUUUUAGCUGCGGUGCAUGCAAAAGAAAGCACCUUGCAUUGAUGUUUAACUCUGCUUUUAACCCUGUCAGGGGCAUGAGCUCAUCUGGUGUUCCUCCCCCUACUGCUUGCUAUUUUAGAGCAGCAGCACAUGCCUUUCCAAUCCUUACCUUGGUCGUGUUCCCAUGCUCAGACGUUGACUGACAAAUUGCUAGUAUAACAUUUGUGGUUAGCUGAUACAUAUCUAGGAGUUGUAAGCUCUGGCAGGUGUCGGCAACACCUGGGCAGAGGAACAUGCCCCAUAGCAUGCUGGGAAUCAAUGAGUCAUGAAGCAUUAUGAUGGGGAAAUGGAGGUGAAAAUAUCAAAACGCACAUGACAUCAGUCUCUUUCUGUUCCUCCAUGAGAUCAAUUGUUCAGACUCCAUUGAUUGUCACAGGAAUUUUCUGCUUCGCUCAGGCUUGAAACAUGCUCCAAAAAAAUCAAUUUCUUUAAGCUAGCUUGGGCCAUGAGAUUUUCCUGACCACUUCACUUGACUAAAACUCUGGGCCCGACUCACAGCCUAUGCAAAGUCUGCCUGCCUUGCUGGUGAUGCAGUCCCUGGCGCUUUCUCAAUUGUAACAAUUCUUACCCUCUUCAUUUUCUCUGCUUGUUUGCACUGAUUAGAAAAUAUUUGGCAGGUGAAAAUAUGGUGGAAGCUCAUCAGUAGGCUGGCAGGCUUUCACCUGCUCAAUUCUUUCAGAUCAGCGCAAUGCAGGAAAGGAAACAAGGACAGAUUUCAGACGAUUGAGAAAGAGCCCCUGAAACUGUUUGGUGUGCCUUGAACAUGUUGCCCUUUAGUUGUGGGAAGAGGGGUGUGUACUGUUGUGACGCUUAGAAGAUUUGGCAUAGAACCCUGAUACCGGUCCUAUUCGUCUUCAAUAUUUAAAAUUUAUGAAGAAACGGACCAACUCCAGUAACCCAUUUCCAGUUGAAUUGAGCACUUGCUUAAGAACGGAAAAGGAGGUUUGAUGAAGCUUAAUGUCCCAGUUUGUGAAAACGCCGGCCAAGGCCCUAAUAUACUCCGUUGUUGACACUUGAAGGUGUAUAGCUAAAUAAAUUCAGUCAGGUACUAUCCCAAAAAUAUUGGGAGUCUUACUACUGCUGCUUGACUGUUGUCUUAUUGACAGUGUUUUUCAGGUGUAUUUGGUGAAGGGAUAGUAACUGUUCUUUUUACAAAAUCUUGAUUGAUAUUCUUUACUUAAGUUGAAUAAAGAGCUCUAUUUUUCCACUUGGCAAAAUGUUGAAUCAAAUAAAGUGAAAACCAAAACAUUUGACUUGUUUCUUUUGAAUAUAAACAAGAUUAAGUUGCUGUUUUGUCCUUUGAGUGAGGUCAACUGAAAACACAACUCUACUGUACAACCAAAUUCAAUCCACCACAAGCGACAACUUGUAACCAUGGUACUGCUUGCAAAGUUUAAUACAUCACUUUAAAAACAAGUCUUCAAACUUAAUGAAAGGAACUGUAAAAAAUGACAAAUCAAGAAAGAAAAACCUGCAAAUGUAUACUUAUGUCCCAAGCGUUCUCAUGACCACUUACAGAGCUCAAGUUUGUUAAAUAUAUGCAUUUAUAGUAUAGUCAUGACUUCUGUACAGAGGGAUCAGGCUAAAAAUCAUAAGAUUAUUAGUUUACCAAUACAGGCCACUGUGGAAAUGUUCACAUCGUACAGUCAAGUCUUGUGUCCGUUCAAGGCUUAAAGCAACAUGUUACAUGCUUUGGCUGGAAAUCUCUCGCAGUAAUGAAUACGUCUGAAUAUAAACAUACACAGAAAAUUGUACAUAACUUCAUGUGCUUGAAAUCCUUCAUGUUUUUUCUCGAGACCUGGCUUCACAUUUUUUUUUCUGUUUUUGCAAUAGUGGAGAAACAAGUGCAUGAGCGAGAGAGAGAUCUAUGGUUGCAAACACAGGAGAAGGUUGGCGGGAACCAACCAAGGCUGCUACGCUACAAGGACUGCAGCCUAAAAUGGGGAAGCAAAAGGAACAUCCUUCUUACUGUACAGGAAGCAAAAUAAAAAAAAAGUCGAGGAAGAGAAGCAAUGAUGAUUGCCAUGCAUGGUACAGGAUUUUAAAUAUCUUUUUUUUUAAGGUGGAAGGAGAAAAAUAAUAAAUAAAAAAAUCCCAUUCACCUAUUAUUUUCUUCUUUACAAUAAUCCGUUUGUCUCACGCUUUGCACUCAAUCAUUUACAGAUGGCAUUUUGUACUGUUUCACACACUCAUAAACACUAAGCAUUUAGCGUCUUUGUUCAAGCAAAAAGACGAGCCAACGCCCUCGUUUUCAGUUCACCGGUAAGCACAAGGGGAAUGGACCAACAGAAUAUCUGGCAAAAAACAAGAGCAUAAUAUAUUUCAGAUGGAUGUCAUGGAUGUAAACAACGACGGUUCAAAUAACCAAGGAAGCACUAUCAGAACUAGCCCAGUUCCAGAUCUGUUUGUGCAUUCUUGCCAACUCGGCAAAGACCGCACAAACAGAUUUGGGACCAGGCUAUAUAAGAACCAGAUGGCGUUAAAUCGCUGCACUUUCUUUCACAGUACUCCUUUUAACACUUUAUCCUAAAUCUGUUUGUGCUUUAAAAUCAACUACUAGAGGAGUUGGUCAAAGAACAUACAGGUCUGGGACCAGGCUUCUUUCAUUCUUCGGCGAACACAAUGAAUGGAAACACUGACCCCUGGUGGCCAUACAGAGAAAAGUUCCCUGUGUUAAUAAAUAGAACACUUGACCAUUUUUCAAGCAAGUAUAAACAAACCGGCAAUAAUUUAAAGAAACAUAAAAGUAAUAUCACAAAGUACAAGCAUGACUAUGCCAGAGGCCAUGUUGUCAAAAGUGCAUCAUUCACCCUUUGAACUGGGGAAAUGAAAGAACGGGAUACCACUCCAAUCUUGGGGACAAACAGUGACACUCCAUCAUGCUCAAGGCAAAGGGCAAGAACAAAACCAAAUACAAGCUCCUCAAAACCUUCUGCAUCCACACUCAAUCUCUGUUUACAAACUCCAAUCAAUCUCCAUCCCCAAACAAACCGCAGUUGAGAGUAACACUGGAAUACAGAGGCUGAAGCUGUGUAACUUGACCAUUCAACUUGUGGGCUGAAGUUGCCAUUGUCAAAGCAGAUCUGGGAUCAGUUAUUUUGUUUCAUUUAUUAUUCGUUUUAUACAUUUUUCCUACCUCCGAAUUGUUAAAUUAAGCACAAGUCCAGGGAAAGCCGACCCCAGAUCUGAUGUUAGAGGGCCAACCUCAGAACACUGGAAUGGGGUGAAUGUAGUGGGUAUCAGGCGGGGGUUUACAAGCAGCUCUGUACAUAGGGUCUGAUAAUAUACUAAGAAGAACAAUUCAAGUAAGGCAACAUGUUGAGAUGAGAUAAGACUCAUUUAGUGAUGGAAUGGAUAGCGUUUUUUAAAACUCGUGUCAAGUUCACGGUUGUGGCUCCCGCUUCUAGUAGUAGCCCAAUGAGUGAGCAGAAGAGAGGAUUGUGGGAUAGCUCUGGAGGACCAUUGUGAACGACCAGCCUUUAAGUGACUCUAAAGGGUCAAUGACAGCUGCAAGGAAGGAAAAACAUCACUACCUUGAACAUGGAGAAGGUUAAGACAACGUAAUAAUUCCACGGAGAAGCGGUAGAAAAUAAAAACGUUCAUCGGACCAGCGCCAGACAGAAAAUGAACGGAAGUGAAUGUCAGCAGUACAGAAAGUUAGCCAUCAAGGUGGGAAAUAAAAACACAACCGUUGUGAAUUUCAGCUAACUACUCAACACACAGGAUAAUUGUUUUACUGUCAUUCUAUUCAUUUAAACUUUUUUUCAAAUGAUCUACAGUCACUUCACUUCAUUUCCUGACGGCUGGUCACGUUUUCAAUGCCAAUCCUGUCGAAUCAGCAACUGCACUGGUCCAAUGAAUGUGUUUAUUUUCAAACGUGGUUCUUAAACUGGGUAUUUUCAACCUAGCCUGGAUCCCUUGUAGAAGGAAAAAAAAAACAUGUCAAGUUGAGUCUUAAGAGCGACAUGGGUGACAUAACUAAAAAAAAAGUCUGUACAGUGUCAGAAAGUUAUCAAGUCUUAGAAUGGAAACUUUCUACAGUCAAAGAUAUUAAAGAGCUCAUUUGACCUCACCUAGAGGUAAGGUCAUAUAGUUCUGUGUCACUCCUCUAUUCUAGAGCCAAGUCUCUCCUCAGGGUAUAUACCAUAGGGCCUAAUAGUGUAUACAACAUCCAGAAGUAGUGAUUAGUAUGUAAACUUGUCACUCAAGUGUUUCUGCAACGGUAUGUUUUGGUGCGAGCGAUUGGCAAGGAAACCAACAAGGACAUAGCAGAGUGAAGCGGUUGUAGGUGGGCAGUUAAUAACAUUCAGAUUGGGGGUGUGUCUCUAAAGUCGAGAAAGAGCGAGAGGAGAAGGGCAAAAAGCAAACAACCAGCAACAUCCACAUUAAAAAGAAACUCAAUACGUCAGCAUGUCAAAAGGUGCCCAGACCUGCCGAGAUUGUCUGUUGAUUGGAGAGUGCAGGGUGGUAACAGGGCACAGGAGCAGUGCUAAGGGUUGCCGCCAGGGUUAAAGGAGCCAGGCAUACUGGGAAAUGUAGUUCAGAGAAAACCCAGCUGUGAGAAUCUGUCCAGGUUGACCCUGCAGAUUCCAGGACGCCAUGGCUACUGUAACAGUCUCCGUUUAGUUUAGAUCCAAUUGACACGGCGGAGUAAUAUUUUAAUUUGUGCUAAGAAAUUGAAUUUGUGGCGGCAAUUCACAAA
Oncorhynchus mykiss (rainbow trout) is the source of this 9119-nucleotide messenger RNA. RefSeq names its product sphingosine kinase 1. Gene Ontology annotation, cellular component: cytoplasm; intracellular membrane-bounded organelle; membrane. Gene Ontology annotation, biological process: phosphorylation; cellular response to growth factor stimulus; sphingosine biosynthetic process. NCBI's taxonomy places the organism in Eukaryota, Metazoa, Chordata, Actinopteri, Salmoniformes, Salmonidae. The record is from RefSeq and is a predicted model, not a curated record.